AUGACGGACAGUGAUAGAGAGUUCGAAAUGCUCAAAGAGAAACUCCGAAAGCUUCUCGAGAGUCCGUUCUUUGAAGGUUUCAUUUACUUGGUCAUCCUGUACAACAUAGCGACUAUGGCGCUGGAUGAUAUCUAUGUAAAUUCUCCUUCAACUGUUCGCGUUGUGUUGGCGCAAUGGUACAACUACGAGACUAUCAUACGUCUAGACAGCAUCACAGACACCAUAGUGUUGUCCAUCUUCACUCUCGAAGCGGCUUUGAAGAUCCUAGCUUAUGGAGCCGGCUACAAGCCGGCUGGCGAGGGAAAGGCCAUGUUCAUACAAGGCGAACAACAGAGUAGUGUGUCUGAAGAGAAAGUCAAGGCAAUCAGAGACGCUUUUGACAUGUUCGAUGCCGACGGUGGGGGCUCAAUCGAUGAGUUCGAGAUGAGGAUAGCGAUGAGAGCUUUGGGGAUAAGCAGGAGCAGGAAAGAAGUGAAGUCGCUGUUUGAGGCAGCUGAUAUUGAUGGAAGCGGGCAGCUGGAGUUUGAGGAGUUCAAAGAGAUCAUGAUAGCGAAGAUGAGCGAAGAGAGAGUGAUCGACGGUUAUUUCGUCUCCUACUGGAACCGUCUCGAUUUCUUCAUCGUUUGCGUUUGCUGGAUUGUGUUCAUCGUUGCAGCCAUUGACAAACAAGCUUCGGCUGACAUCGGUCGCAUGGCCAAGGUCCUGCGACUCUUCCGUCCUCUACGAGCUCUGCGCAACCUGGAGGGGCCUAUGGAUGUUCUCCGGGUCAUUCCUGCUAGUCGGUCGUCCAUGACGAACCUGUUGGUUCUCUUCAGCUUCAUCGUCUUCAUCUAUUCGAUCCUGGGGAUCAACUUGUACGGUAUUGAUGGCUCUUUCUAUGGCAAGUGUGUUGUAGCAGAUGGCAACACUCUUGCGGCCACGUGGGAUCAAAGAAUGUACGGGAUCGUUCCAUCGAACUUUACGAACAAGGAGCCGACAUUUGGAGAGAUGCAGAUCCCUCUCAGAGUGUGUGGCCCAUCAGGCGGAGGCUGCGAAGAAGAUUUCUUUGAGUGCUCCUGCAAACCUCCCUCAGAGAAUCUCUCAGACAUAAGUUUUGCCGAGCUCCAUCCGGGUUGCCGCCGAAGCCCUACAGGAUCUCUACUGGAUCAAACCAACACCGGAGCUCCUCAGUUGCCUUUCUUCGGGUUCCUGGGGUUUAGCAACUUUCCGAUUGCGGUCCUGACAAUCUUUUCAACAACUUCUCUAUCCAACUGGAACAUGACGCUGAUGUAUGCCAUGGAAGGACUUGAUCCUACCGUAGGGUGGCUCUUCUUCAUCAGUCUGAUCAUCUUGGCACGCUUCUGGAUCCUCAAUCUCGCAAUGGCAGUGAUGGCCAUGGCGUACAGAGAGGUUCGGAGCAGGAGGAGGGAGAUACAGAAGGAAAAAGCUCAGAUAAGAGCUGAAACUCUCCUCGUGAAGAAGCUGCAGAAAGAGCAGAAGAUCUCAGCAGUCAAGGAGACGGACGAGAGUAUCAACAUCCAGUCCAAGAAAUUCGCCAAGAUCUUGGAAGUGAUCAAGUUGAAGCUUGACAAGAGCAAUAUGUCAGAGAUCGAUGAGGAAAACUACGACGACUUGUACAACUUUCUAGAUGAGAAGACCAAGGAUGGAGUUGUUAGCAUAGAAGAUUUCCACGCCUCUAUGCUCAGGCCCUUCCGGGAGGCUACCUCGAUCGAGAGCAAGAUGAGAAGGUUCUACUAUGCAAAGGAGUCAGGCAUCGCAGAAGGACUCGGGCUAUCUAUGCCUCUCAUGAGCAGAAUCAAAGAAGUUUUCGCGCUUGCCGGAUGCGCGUCCGAGGGCUACCUGACGAAAGAAGGGCUGCGGUACCUUGUCGGGCUUGUGUUCUCCCAGGACGACAAGAAGCAACUGAUGGAGGAAGAAAACUUCUUCUGGAUCCUGGGGCUCUUUCCAGUUAGCAACGUGUACCUUCACAAGAACAAUGUCCCCUUCACAAGGCUCCCCCUUCUCAUCGCAAGAGCCAUGGCAGCUCCUCGUGUCCUCGACGAGUGUGCUGAGCUCAUCCCCGAGGUUAUCAUGGAGAAGCUGGAGCAGCUCCACCUUCGAGCUGACUUCGGCCCUCGGGUGGGAGCAUGGAAGCUGGUGGCUGGUGCGGGAGGGAGCAAGAUUCUUGUCAGCGCGGAGAAGGCGGGCGGUACUCCUGCCGUCGCUGCGCUGUCCUCAUCAGCAGGAGGGCAGAUCACGUUGAUGGAAGGGGAGAUGGUGCCGGGAGGGACGGGAAUCUCGAUCACAGACCAGCGGGAGGAUCUGAUUCAGUUUUUGAACAUGCUGCAGCCGGUCGUGAUGCCGGAGAAGGGCAGGAGUUGGACGAGGCGUAUCAGGGUCAGCUCAUAUCUCGACAUGGUAUUCAUCUCUAUCAUAGUCGUCAACUUCCUCAUCAUGACGACCGAGCACUUCGACGGGACUGUCGUCAUGGACUGCGACGACGACAACAUCUGCCCACAACAUCUUCUCAUCAUGAAUGCGACUCAACGCAGGCUGAUCGAGGUUUCCGACGUCUUGUUCACAAUUGUCUUCUCCCUCGAAGUCCUCCUGCGCAUCACCGCAGCCGGCUCUUUCCUCAGAUACAUCAUCAUCCCGCAGAACCGUCUUGAUAGCGCCCUCGUCCUCGUCUCUCUGCUCCAGCUCACGAUCCCUGGCAACUUCGUUCACCUCUUCGUCCUCCGCAUCGUCCGCCUCGUCAGGAUCUUCAAAGUCGUCGCAAAGUUUCGCCGCCUGCGCAUGCUCUUCUGGAAGGUCGCUCUGUCUCUCUCCCCCAUCCUCCACGUCAUCGCCGUCCUCUGCUUCGCCAUGGUGAUGGUGGCGCUUCUUGGCAUGCAGCUCUUCAUGUGCCCCAUCCGCCCAUACUCCUGCGGGGAGGAGGAGCGAGACGCUUCAGGGCUGUGUCCGGUGUUCGAUCAGAGCUGCUUCUACGACUCUCACUGCCCUCUCUACAUGUUCUGCUCCUUCAAGCCGUACAUCAACUUCAACACCUUCUGGUCCAGCUUCUUCACGACCUUCGUCGUCCUCACAGGAGACGAUUGGACGGGCAUCAUGUACUCGGCUAUGAGAAUCUACUCGAAUCCUGUCGGAGCUGCGAUCUUCUUCGUGCUAGUGUACAGCUUUCUUGCCUACAUCCUGCUCAACUGCUUCAUCGCUGUCAUUAUAGAGAACUUCGAGAUGACCGACGAAGAAAAGAUUUCCAACCAGCUUGCAGCAUACAGGAUCAAAGUCUUGAACGACAUGCACAAAAAGCAACAAUCCUCAAGGAAGAAGAGACAGGCAAGUCAGGACAAGAACCUUGAGCAGGAGUUAGGCAAAGAUAUCCCCAAUCACGUGCUGGACGUGUUGAACGAGGAUUUCAAGGACGUGUACGAGUACGAGGAGGAAGAUGUAGUCAUCUUCGGCUUCCUAGCUCCUCCGACUCCCAACUCCUCCUGCCCUCAGGCGCCGAGGAAUCUGAGAGGAUGGGCAAGAGACAUAUACGACAAUCAGUGGUUUGAGAACAUCAUCAUCUGCUGCAUCGCCGUCGGAACUGUCUGUCUUGCUCUCGACUCUCCGAUCUCUGAGUUCAGUCUAUUGGAUCCUACUUUCUUCGCAAAGGCGGACAUUGCGCUGUUUGUGAUCUACAUGAUCGAGUUUGUGCUCAAGGUUCUUCACCAUGGAAUCUACUGGGAGCACAAAGAUGCUUAUUUCCAAUCUGAGUGGAACGUCUUGGACUUUGUUGUCCUUCUCUGUCAACUGGCAGAUGUCACCGGUUUGAUCCACGGCAUAUCAGCCAUGAAGGCUGCUCGCGUGCUGCGUCCUCUGCGUCUGCUUAGCAAGAUCAGCUCGUUACAGAGGUUGUUAGCAGCAGUCGGUUCGUCAGCGACUGACUUCGCGUCUGUUGGCAUCCUUGCAUUGUUUAUCUUGACAUGUUUCAGCGUUCUUGGUGUCAACCUUUUCGCGGGAAAGCUUGACUUGUGCAAUGACGAUUCUCCUGGAGUGAGAACAGUUUACAUGUCCGUUCCGUGCGAAAGCAACCAAACAUUCGACGCCCCUCCUGGCUUGUCGGUGUCAACCAUCUACUGCGACGGGAAGGCAAGGAGAAGGUUUGCACCUCCGAUCAACACGAGAUGGGAAUGCUCGGGCAGCUUUCUAAGCUACGACAACAGCCAAGGGUACUAUGUGUAUAAGGGAGAUCAGACAGAGAUUUUCAAAGCUGCUCAAACUCUCUUUGAGAUUUUAUGUCUGGAAAAUUGGACAGAAAUUGCUCAAAGUGUAGUUGAGUGUCAGGGAGUCGGUUUGCAGCCGACGUAUCAAUUCACAAGAUGGAACUGGGUUUACAUCGCUGCAUUCAUCGUUGCUGAAGCGUUUAUGGUCCUGCCGCUUGUUGUAGGUGUUGUUGUGGACAACAUCAAGAGGAAGAGUGGAGCGGUCAUCUCAACGGAUCUGCAGAACAACUGGACACUGUUCGAAAAGAAGAUUGCAACUCUGAAACCAAUAAGACAUCAUAUCAACUUGAAAUCUCAAGUCCAAGCGUUCGCCUGGAAUCUUUCCCGUUCUCCUUACUUCAGCCAACUCAUCCUGGCUACCAUCGUCUUCAACAUGAUCACCAUGGCAGCUGAUCACUACAAUCCCACUGAAGGCUGGAGCCAGUUCUUUACCUUUCUGCCUCACUCGCUACUUGGCCAGCACGUCAACAUUGUCUGGAGACUUCUCCAGUGCCUUCUCAUAAUAUUCCUUGGCUUUCACAACGUUGCUGUUGUAUCGAUGCUCGAUGAAGCCGCACAUUGCAAGAGCGUCGACAUUCAUGCUAUCAAUCUUCAGAGCUGUCUGGCAAAGGAGGAGCGAAGUCUUUAG
Guillardia theta CCMP2712 is the source of this 4875-nucleotide messenger RNA. RefSeq lists its product as hypothetical. The transcript has 26 exons. The record is from RefSeq and is a predicted model, not a curated record. Bases 1 to 4875 code for a protein of 1624 amino acids. Gene Ontology annotation, molecular function: calcium ion binding; high voltage-gated calcium channel activity. Gene Ontology annotation, cellular component: voltage-gated calcium channel complex; membrane. Gene Ontology annotation, biological process: calcium ion import across plasma membrane. Lineage: Eukaryota; Cryptophyceae; Pyrenomonadales; Geminigeraceae.